Molecule: messenger RNA, 1785 nt
Organism: Penicillium taxi
Lineage: Eukaryota; Fungi; Ascomycota; Eurotiomycetes; Eurotiales; Aspergillaceae
Product: methylisocitrate lyase ICL2
Exons: 5
Coding region: 1-1785 (594 amino acids)
Cellular component (GO): mitochondrial matrix
Molecular function (GO): methylisocitrate lyase activity; isocitrate lyase activity
Source: RefSeq, a predicted model, not a curated record
AUGUUUCGUGCUAUACCCAAACGUCUCCCUCGCCAACUUUCACUUGUAACUACGCCUCGUCUAACCCUUCGCUCAUUCACAUGCGCUUAUCCUCGGAUGUCAUCAUCGCCCGUACAGCCUCCAGUGUCAACCACACUUGCCUCCGACGCUUACCAGUUGCUUUCAACAGAGAACAAAGCCGGUGCAACCGAGGAUGCAUUAUUCGAACAACAAAUACGUGAUGUGCAAGCAUGGUGGAGCUCUCCGCGAUAUGAAGGCAUCAGGCGGCCAUAUUCAGCCGAGGAUGUUGUGAGCAAGCGUGGCUCGUUGCAGCAGAUAUACCCUAGCUCGCUCAUGGCACGGAAACUUUUUAAUCUGCUCAAGGUGCGAGCGGCAGCAGGCGAGCCUGUGCAUACUAUGGGUGCCAUUGACCCUGUACAAAUGACACAGCAAGCAGCGAGCCAAGAGGUCCUGUACAUCUCUGGCUGGGCGUGCUCGUCACUUCUGACUACUACUAAUGAGGUCUCGCCGGACUUUGGCGAUUAUCCGUAUAACACAGUACCAAAUCAGGUCCAGCGAAUGUUCAAGGCACAGUCUAUGCACGAUCGCAAGCAGUGGGAUUCUAGGCGAAAAAUGACCCCCGAAGAGCGCAAGUCCACCCCUUAUAUUGACUACUUGCGCCCGAUAAUUGCUGAUGGUGACACUGGACAUGGCGGCUUGUCAGCCGUACUCAAAUUAUCAAAGCUAUUUGCUGAAAAUGGCGCUGCGGCCGUGCACUUUGAGGAUCAAUUACACGGUGGAAAGAAGUGUGGACAUCUGGCAGGAAAAGUCAUUGUUCCAAUGAGCGAACAUAUCAACCGCCUCGUGGCUGCGCGGUUCCAAUGGGACAUGAUGGGGUGCGAGAACCUGGUCAUUGCUCGAACUGAUUCAGAGAGUGGCAAACUAAUUAGCAGCGCCAUCGAUGUACGAGACCACGAGUUCAUUCUCGGUGUCGCAGAGGACGUGGAACCGCUGGCGGAAACUCUGCAGGCGAUUGAGCGUGAAGGCGCAUCGCCGGCUGAAAUUGACGCAUUCGAAAUGGAUUGGGUGAAGAGACAUAAGCUGGUCACUUUUGACGAAGCUGUCGACGCCCACCUUGAAGCCGAGGACGCCACUCAACAGAUCCGAGAUGCGUACAAGUCUUAUGUUAAGAAGAACCCCGAUCUUUCUUUCUCGCGCCGUCGAGCCCGUGCAAGUGACUAUACCAAAACACCCGUCGUCUGGUCAUGCGAUAGUCCCCGCACCCGCGAGGGAUUCUAUCAUUACCGCGCCGGGUUCCCAGCUGCGACCAAACGCGCUAAAGCCUUCGCCCCAUAUGCAGAUCUUCUUUGGGUCGAGACUGGUGACCCCAAUGUAGAAAAGGCCGGUGCAUUGGCAGAUGAAGUUCGAGCGUCGUUCCCGGACAAGAUGCUAGUUUACAACCUCAGUCCAUCAUUUAACUGGAUGGGUCAUGGAUUUGACGAGGCUUCCCUCAAGUCAUUUAUUUGGGAUAUUGCGAAGAAAGGCUUUGUCCUACAAUUGAUUUCCUUGGCUGGUCUUCACAGUAACGCUACCAUCACGACUGAGCUUUCUCGUGCUUUCAAAGACGAGGGCAUGCUUGCUUAUGUGCGAUUGGUUCAGUCUCGCGAGAAGGAGAUGGGCGUUGAGGUUCUUACUCACCAGAAAUGGAGUGGUGCACCGUAUAUGGAUGGUAUUCUGGGUGCUAUCCAGAGCGGAAGCAGCAGCAGCAAGAGUAUGGGUGAAGGUAAUACAGAGAAAGGUUUCUAA